AUGGAAAUGGGCUUCAGCCAGGACAUCGCUCAGGAGGCAGCCAAGCGCUUUCCCUCAGGUACGGAGGACGCCAUGGAGUGGGCCCUGGAAGAAUCCACGAGAAAAGCCAAGGAGUCUGCCCAGGCUUUGGGCUUGCUGACGCGGAGGCUGGCAGAGCCGAAGCGGCCGCGUCCUUUGAUGCGGGCGGAAACAGCAGCCGAAGUCUCGCCCCAAGUUGAGGCUGCCAGCGCAGCGGCCGGCAGAGCGCUCGAAAGCAAGCUUGCCAAGCUGGCUGUGCUGUCGGAGCUGACGGGUCGACGACCCGCUAGCGAUGGAUACCCAGGCGACACUGAGCUGGUGGCGCAGCUCCUCGGGCUGGGCUUCUCCUCGGAUCGGGUCCGGGCGGCAACAGAGCGCUGCUCCACGGUCGAAGCGGCCGUGGCCUGGCUGACGGACUGCCAGUAG
Molecule: messenger RNA, 444 nt
Organism: Symbiodinium necroappetens
Lineage: Eukaryota; Dinophyceae; Suessiales; Symbiodiniaceae
Source: the annotation of a GenBank genome assembly